AUGAUUAAACAUUUAAACAAAAUCUAAUCCAAUUCUUUAAACAAAUAAUUCUGCUUUAAUUUUUCUGCUACAAAUACUCCCUACGAUGUAAUAGUAAUAGGAGGAGGCCCAGGAGGAUAUGUUGCUGCAAUAAAAGCUGCACAAUUAGGUUUGAAAACUGCAUGUAUAGAAAAAAGAGGAGCUUUAGGAGGCACUUGUUUGAAUGUCGGUUGUAUUCCCUCAAAAGCUCUCCUUAACAUAUCUUAAAAAUACUUUGAUUCAAUCCACAAAUUUGCCGACUUCGGUAUUGAAGCUAAAGGUGUAAAAGUAAACUGGGGAAAAGUACAAUAAAAGAAGGACAGUAUAGUAACUGGUUUAACAGGUGGAAUCGAAUAUUUAUUCAAGAAAAAUAAAGUAGAUUACAUAAAAGGUUAUGGAAAACUUCUUGAUAAGAAUACUAUAAAUGUUGAUUUAGUAAAUAAUUAAGGGUAAUAAAAAUUAUCCUCUAAAAACAUCAUCAUAGCUACAGGAUCAGAACCUACUCCUUUUCCCGGUUUAGAAUUUGACGAAAAAACAAUUGUUUCUUCUACAGGAGCACUUUCACUUCCUGUAAUUCCCGAAAAACUUAUAGUCAUUGGGGCUGGUGUUAUUGGAUUAGAAAUGGGUUCUGUAUAUUAAAGAUUAGGGACUAAAGUGACCGUAAUUGAGUAUGCAGAUUAAAUAUGUCCUUUCUUAGAUAAUGAAAUCGCUAAAGCUUUCCAUAAAACCUUAACUAAAUAUGGAUUGGAAAUUCUUACAGGACAUAAAGUCACAGGAGGCUAAAAUAAAGGAACCAAUGGAAUUGUCAAUGUCGAACCAGUAAAAGGAGGAGAAUCUAAAAGUUUGUCUGCUAACCAUAUUUUAGUAGCUACUGGAAGAAAACCAUUUGUAAAAGGUUUAAAUGCACAAGAAAUCGGUAUUGAAUUUGAUAAUAAGGGAAGAAUAGUCACAAAUAAUUUACUUUAGACUAAUAUUCCUAAUAUUUAUGCAAUUGGAGAUGUUGUUGCAGGACCUAUGUUAGCCCAUAAAGGAGAAGAAGAAGGAAUUGCGGCAGUUGAGAAUAUAGCAGGAAAAGGAGGACAUGUUGAUUAUGAUGCAAUUCCUAAUGUUAUUUAUACUCACCCUGAAAUUGCUUGGGUAGGAAAAAAUGAAUAGGAACUUAUUAAAUCUGGUAUCAAGUUUAAUAAAGGAGUUUUCCCUAUGACAGCUAAUUCAAGAGCAAAGGCUAAUAAUGAUUUUGAUGGAUUAAUUAAGGUUUUGACAGAAAUAAAUACAGAUAAAAUACUUGGAGUACAUAUUAUGGGAGAUUAGGCUGGUGAGUUGAUUUCAGAAGCUGUUUUAGGAAUUUCUUAUGGGGCAUCAGCUGAGGAUAUUGGAAAAACUUGCCAUGCACAUCCUACUUUAUCAGAAGCUUUAAAAGAAGCCUGUAUGGGAGCUUAUGAUAAACCUAUUCAUAUGUGAUGAAAUAUUUUUAAUUGAUUUUUAUUUUUACAGAAAUUUAAUUUUUAUAUAUAUAUAUAUUUUUAUUUUUUUUAAAUAUUUAUAGUCCGCUAAUAAAAUAAAUUUAAUAAG
Messenger RNA from Ichthyophthirius multifiliis, 1590 nucleotides. RefSeq lists its product as hypothetical. NCBI's taxonomy places the organism in Eukaryota, Ciliophora, Oligohymenophorea, Hymenostomatida. The record is from RefSeq and is a predicted model, not a curated record. Gene Ontology annotation, molecular function: flavin adenine dinucleotide binding; dihydrolipoyl dehydrogenase (NADH) activity. Gene Ontology annotation, cellular component: oxoglutarate dehydrogenase complex; mitochondrion. The transcript has 4 exons.